AUGUCCAAAGUAGCCCACGCCUACGACGACGACAAGCCCGGCGCCGACCUUCCCCGCGACGCUCCGGACGGCCAGGUCAACGACCCCUCGUAUAAGACCAAGGGCACUGAAGCCGUUCCCGUCAUUGACGAUGAUGCGCCCGUUGAGGAUCCGGUGCGCCCGGAGGAGGCGGAUAGUGAUGAUCAGCUGGCCAAGGACGAAGUCGAAGCCAUUGAUAAAUCCAACAUCAUUGACGAGAAGACGAGACACGCCACCAAGCCGGCGGGCACGUACCGGGAGCCGAGCGAUGAGCAGAUGGGGUUGACUGAGUAG
This is a messenger RNA of Neurospora tetraspora, 312 nucleotides long. RefSeq lists its product as uncharacterized. The record is from RefSeq and is a predicted model, not a curated record. The coding region runs from base 1 to 312 and encodes 103 amino acids. The transcript has 2 exons. NCBI's taxonomy places the organism in Eukaryota, Fungi, Ascomycota, Sordariomycetes, Sordariales, Sordariaceae.